AUGCACACCCUCAUCGAGCCACCGACGGCGCCGGUGCGCCCGUACCCGCACCACAGCCACGACCUGGCUCUGCAAAAGUACCUCCUGCUCAACGAGCAGCACGAGUCGCUGCGGCAGCACCUGGACGAGCUGCGCCCGCCACGGCAAAACUCGCUCUGCACCCCCGUCUCGGCCAGCCCGACCACAUCACCCACUCGCAUGGGCUCGAACUCCCGGCGGGGGCAGCACAACUUCUCGCUUCUGGCAAGAAAGGGCUCCUGCCCGGACAGCGAGGUGAUGGGAGACGAGGUGGCCGUCGAGGAGGCCAAGCUCUGUGACGUCAACGAGGGCAUCAAGCGGGCACUGACGGAGCUGCUCAACUGCGACACGGUGCGCGCCGACCGCGCCUUUCGCACUUGGGUCCAGUGCCGUCUAAUGGACACGGAGCGGGAGCUGCGCAGCGGGAGGAGGCGACGGAGCGCACCCGGGCCAUGA
Messenger RNA from Parathielavia appendiculata, 474 nucleotides. RefSeq lists its product as uncharacterized. The record is from RefSeq and is a predicted model, not a curated record. Bases 1 to 474 code for a protein of 157 amino acids. NCBI's taxonomy places the organism in Eukaryota, Fungi, Ascomycota, Sordariomycetes, Sordariales, Chaetomiaceae. The transcript has a single exon.